Molecule: messenger RNA, 3107 nt
Organism: Osmerus eperlanus (European smelt)
Lineage: Eukaryota; Metazoa; Chordata; Actinopteri; Osmeriformes; Osmeridae
Product: ectonucleotide pyrophosphatase/phosphodiesterase family member 2-like
Exons: 25
Coding region: 393-2969 (858 amino acids)
Biological process (GO): phosphatidylcholine catabolic process; immune response
Molecular function (GO): zinc ion binding; scavenger receptor activity; phosphatidylcholine lysophospholipase A1 activity
Source: RefSeq, a predicted model, not a curated record
AAAACCUCUCUCUCCUUCUCCCUCUCUCUUUUCUCUAUAUCUCACUCCCUCUCCACCUCAGUCGUUCUCUCUACCUCUUUCUCUCCCACUCUCUCUCCCUCCCGCAUUGAGCAGAAGGUCUCUGUUGUGCGUAGGAGUCGAGACUGAGCCCGCGGUUAAGUGCUGAGUCGGACUAUGCUGUACGGAACAUCUGCCAGUAGCCCAGUUGUACCAGAGCCCAGCUGUCACCAUUACUUCAUCCGCAUUGGCCGGCAGCGCGAGGAGAGCUGAGCAAGGCAAACAACGAAGUAGCGAGCCGCUCAACCCCUGCGCCCUUUUGAUCGAUUCGCAACCGUCCGGGCCGAAGUGGACGUUGGCCAAACGUUUUGGACAAAUUACACUCUACAUGAAAGAUGGUACACAUACAUUUGGUCGUGGUUGCCAUGGUGCUCCUGCAGUGUCCCAGAGGACGAUGGGCGUACGUCUUCCAGGCCAGCCGGCCCGGGGAAGGAGGAGAAUCACCCCCAAAACUUCCCAUCUCAGACUUCCCGUGGGUGAGUUCGGCGGGCUCCUGUAAGGGGCGGUGCUUCGAGCUGGACGAAGCUGAGCCUCCCGGAUGCAGAUGUGACAACUUGUGCAAGACGUACUGCAGCUGCUGCACCGACUUCGAUGAGCACUGCCUGAAAACAGCGGGGGGGUUUGAGUGCAGCGAGAGCCGCUGUGGGGAGACCAGGAACGAUGACCACGCUUGCCACUGCUCCGAGGACUGCCUGGAGAGAGGAGACUGCUGCUCCAACUACAAGUCUCUCUGCCAAGGAGAAGCUACAUGGCUGGCUGGAGACUGUGUGGAAAUCACAAGCCCAAAAUGCCCUGCAGGGUUCAUCCGGCCCCCUCUCAUCAUGCUGUCAUUGGACGGUUUCAGGGCGUCCUACAUGAAGAAGGGGAAAACAGUCAUUCCCAACAUGGAGAAGCUCAGAACAUGUGGUACCCACGCCCCCUACAUACGACCUGUGUACCCGUCUAAAACCUUCCCAAACCUUUACACCCUAGCCACAGGUCUAUAUCCAGAGUCCCACGGCAUUGUGGGUAACACCAUGCAUGACCCGGUCUUUGACGCCAACUUCAACCUGAGGGGCAGAGAGAAACUGAACCAUCGUUGGUGGGGGGGCCAGCCUAUUUGGAUCACCGCAGAGAAACAAGGAGUGAAAGCUGGCACCUUCUUCUGGCCGUGGGUGAUCCCCCUGGAGAGGAGAAUACUGACCAUAUUGAGGUGGCUUAGUCUCCCUGACGACGAGAGACCGUAUGUCUAUGCAGUCCACUCAGAGCAGCCAGACACGUUUGGACACAGGCUGGGUCCUUUAAGCAGCGAGCUGGACAACCCCUUGAGGGAGAUAGACAACAUCAUUGGGCAGCUGAUGAACGGCCUGAAACAGAUGGAUCUUCAUCGCUGCGUCAACAUCAUCAUCGUGGGAGACCACGGUAUGGAGGAGGCCCACUGUGACAAGAUGGAGUUCCUGAGCUCCUACCCUCUCAACAUAGACGAAAUCCAGCUGAUCCCAGGGUCUCUGGGCAGAGUCAGGCCCCGCGACCCCAAGUCUACUACCUAUGACCCCAAAGUAGUAGUUGCCAAUCUCACAUGUAAGAUGCCGAGUCAGCACUUCAAGCCGUACCUGAAGCAGCACCUUCCUAAGAGGCUUCACUACGCCAACAACCGCAGGAUAGAGGACGUCCACCUGCUCAUGGAGAGGAAGUGGCACAUCGCCAGGAAAAUGCCAGAAAACCGAAAGCCCCCAGGGAGAUGUGGUUUCUUUGGCGAUCACGGUUUUGACAACAAGAUCACCAGCAUGAAGACUAUCUUUUUGGGCCAUGGGCCAACCUUUAAGUUCCGGAAGCAAGUGCCUGCGUUUGAAAACAUCGAGUUGUACAACGUCAUGUGUGAUCUCCUGGGGUUAAGCCCUGCCCCUAACAACGGAACCCAUGGCAGUCUGAAUGACAUGUUGAGGUCCCCUCCUUACACCCCCGCCAUGCCUGAGGAGGUCUCCACCCCAUUACCCCUCCUCGCCGACCCAGCCUCCCCGGCCACCUACACCCUAGGAUGCAGCUGUGAUGACGAGAACCAGGUGGAGGAGAGCAGUCAGCCGUUCAGCCCAGACCCAGAUGGUGUCUACUCCUACAACACCACCCACCUGCCCUACGGCCGUCCUGCCGUGCUGUUUGAGAGCCGCUAUAGUCUGCUGCACCACGUAGACUUCAUCAGCGCCUACAGCCUGGAGCUGGCCAUGCCGCUCUGGACCUCCUUCACCCUGCCCCGACAGGAGGGCGUGACCUCCGUGGCGGAGGCCGGGAGCGGGUGUGUGAGGGCGGACACGCGGGUGCCUCAGGAGCACAGCCUGGCCUGCAGCAGCUCGUCCAGCCUGGACACGGGGCUCACCCAGGGCUUCCUCUACCCCCCAGAGCUGGCCACAUCUCCAGAAUCCAGAUAUGACGCCUCGCUCAUCACCAACACAGUCCCCAUGUACCCUGCCUUUAAGAAGGUGUGGAGCUACUUGCAGGGGGUGCUGCUCAGGCGCUACGCUGACGAGACCAACGGCAUCAACGUUGUCACCGGGCCCAUCUUCGACCACAACUACGACGGCCUCCGCGACACCACCGCCAAGAUCAAAGAGUCUGCAGGGGCCUCGGUGCCGGUUCCGACCCACUACUUCAUGGUGGUGACGGGCUGCCAGGAGCUCAACCAGACGGCGGACGAGUGCGAGGGCCCUCUCAGCGCCUUCUCCUUCCUGCUGCCCCACCGGCCCGACAACUCUGAGAGCUGCAACAGCGCUGAGGAGGAGUCCCAGUGGGUGGAGGAGCUGCUUCACCUCCACACGGCCCGCGUCCGGGACGUGGAGAUCCUGACAGGCCUGGACCUCUACAGGGUCACCAACCUCACCCUGCCCCACACCCUCUCCCUCAAGACAUACCUGCGCACCUUCGAGGCGGACGACUAACACGUGCGCGCUCCUGUUUCACCCUCCUGUCCCACGGUGCCUUUCUUCCUGUUUGUAGCUGGCUCGAUAUGGUUCUCCAUCUCUGUUCAUCCCUCUCCCUCUCUGCCUCUCCCUCUCUGCCUCUCUCUCUCUGCCUCU